GACACCUGACAGGUCAGAGUCCAACUUUUAAUUUUUAUUUUCUACAAGUUUCUAAAUAAAUUUUUCGACUUCUAAUUAAAAAAUAUAUUUGGUUGUAAGUUUAGUUAUCCACUGCAGCAUAAAUCGGUGUUACUAAGGAAGGAGUCAUGGCAUCACAAGUCGCAAAAUCUUUAGUAAAAGCGGCUCGCCCUACUUCCACCGCUAAAUUCGACUCAGCUCGCCGAGCGAUCAGUGUUGGUGCAGCCCUACAUCAGAAGAAAACCCUUACAGACCGUACAGGCAAGAAUGUGGUGCUGGUGGAUGGAGUCAGGACCCCAUUCCUCGUGUCUUUCACUGAUUACGCCAAGAUGAUGCCGCAUGAACUAGCCAGAAAUUCAUUGCUAGGUCUGCUCCAAAAGACAGGCAUACAAAAGGAGCUGAUUGACUAUAUUGUCUACGGAACCGUCAUCCAGGAGGUGAAAACAUCGAACAUCGGGCGCGAGGCGGCGCUGGCGGCCGGGUUCAGCGACCGCACUCCCGCGCACACUGUCACCAUGGCGUGCAUAUCUUCCAACCAGGCCAUCACCACUGGUAUAGGCAUGAUAGCCGCGGGUGCUUACGAAAUCAUCGUUGCCGGCGGUGUGGAGUUCAUGUCCGACGUGCCGAUCCGACACUCGCGCAAGAUGCGAUCCCUACUGCUGAGGUUGAACCGCGCCAAGACUCCCGGACAGAGGCUCUCGUUGCUGGCUAGCAUUAGACCUGACUACUUUGCGCCCGAGUUGCCGGCGGUGGCGGAGUUCUCGUCGGGGGAGACUAUGGGCCAUAGCGCGGACCGCCUGGCCGCCGCGUUCGGCGCGUCGCGCAAGGAGCAAGACGACUAUGCGCUGAGGUCACACACGCUUGCUCACGAGGCGCAACAGAAGGGCUACUUCACCGACCUCAUACCCGUCAAAGUGGAGGGUAAGGAUGCACUGGUGGAGCGCGACAACGGCAUCCGCGUGUCGGCGCCCGAGCAACUCGCCAAGCUUCGGCCCGCCUUCAUCAAGCCGCACGGCACCGUCACCGCGGCCAACGCCUCGUUCUUGACUGACGGCGCGUCCGCCUGCCUGGUGAUGUCCGAGGCAAAGGCCAAGGAAUUGGGCCUAAAGCCCAAGGCGUACCUGCGUGACUUCACCUACGUGGCACAGGACCCCGUGGACCAGCUUCUGCUCGGGCCGGCGUACGGCAUCCCCAAGAUUUUGGACAAAGCGGGCCUGAAACUCAGCGACAUCGACUCGUGGGAGAUACACGAGGCCUUCGCAGGUCAGAUCUUGGCCAACUUGAAGGCUUUGGACUCUGACUGGUUCGGCCAAACUUAUCUCGGCCGCCAGGCGAAGGUUGGUUCACCGGAUCUGGCCAAAUGGAACAAGUGGGGCGGCUCUUUGUCCAUCGGACAUCCGUUUGCCGCUACCGGGGUCCGCCUGGCGAUGCACACCGCCAACCGCCUGGUGCGGGAGGACGGCCAGAUUGGGAUCAUCUCCGCCUGCGCGGCCGGCGGGCAGGGCGUGGCCAUGCUUUUGGAGAGGCACCCCGACGCGACCCCCAACUGAUACGCCCCCCACCGCCACUACAUAGCCCCAAGUUCCCAACUUAACAAACAUGCUGGCGGAGUUACGUUGAUUUGUCAGUUGAGUAUCAACACACGCUGUCUCGUCAGUUAAGUGUCAAAUUAUGACGUUUUGGCAAAUUAGUGUCAAGUUAUUAUGGAGGGUUGUGGUAAGGAGAGUCAUCUGUGUAUAUGAAAAAGUGUCGUCAAAAUGUAUUAAAUUAGGAUGGCGCCACAUUUGCAUCAGGGUAACUCUUAAAAGAAGCGCCAAAUAUAAAUAUUGUUA
Messenger RNA from Pararge aegeria (speckled wood butterfly), 1850 nucleotides. RefSeq names its product trifunctional enzyme subunit beta, mitochondrial (gene Mtpbeta). Bases 147 to 1568 code for a protein of 473 amino acids. NCBI's taxonomy places the organism in Eukaryota, Metazoa, Arthropoda, Insecta, Lepidoptera, Nymphalidae. The transcript is spliced from 10 exons. Gene Ontology annotation, molecular function: acyltransferase activity, transferring groups other than amino-acyl groups. Gene Ontology annotation, biological process: fatty acid beta-oxidation. The record is from RefSeq and is a predicted model, not a curated record.